UCGAGAAUACUGCGACACUUCCGGUGCAUGGUGUUUUUUUCCCCCUAGCAUUUCGCGUUCAGUUGGCUUUUAAUUUUUUGAAUAUAAAGUUCACGCUCCACGGCAUAAUAAUUGUCAGGAGGGUUGUUUAUUGCUUUUGUUGAAAGGGAGAAAACCAGCACCUCGUCAAGAUGCCACGAAUUAUGAUAAAAGGAGGCGUUUGGCGGAACACUGAGGAUGAGAUCCUCAAGGCGGCGGUGAUGAAAUAUGGGAAAAAUCAGUGGUCACGUAUCGCCUCCCUGCUCCAUCGCAAGUCUGCCAAACAGUGCAAAGCCCGAUGGUAUGAGUGGCUGGAUCCCAGUAUCAAAAAGACAGAAUGGUCCAGAGAGGAGGAGGAGAAACUUCUUCACUUGGCCAAGCUGAUGCCCACUCAGUGGAGAACCAUCGCUCCGAUCAUUGGGCGUACUGCUGCCCAGUGUCUGGAGCAUUAUGAAUACCUACUAGACAAAGCAGCCCAGAGAGAAAAUGAGGAAGAGGUGGGAGAUGAUCCCAGGAAGUUAAAACCAGGAGAGAUUGAUCCUAAUCCUGAGACUAAACCUGCCAGGCCCGACCCUGUGGACAUGGAUGAAGAUGAGUUGGAGAUGCUGUCAGAAGCCAGAGCUCGUUUGGCCAACACACAGGGCAAAAAAGCCAAGAGAAAAGCCAGAGAGAAACAGCUGGAGGAAGCCAGGCGAUUGGCUGCUCUGCAGAAACGCAGAGAGCUCAGAGCUGCAGGAAUCGAUGUGCAGAAGAAGAGGAAGAAGAAGAGAGGAGUGGACUACAAUGCUGAAAUCCCCUUUGAAAAGAAACCUGCAGCGGGUUUCUAUGACACCAGCAUGGAGCAGUAUGAUGCUCUGGAACCAAACUUCAAACGGCUCAGACAGCAGCACCUGGAUGGAGAACUCCGCAGUGAGCGCGAGGAGAGGGAUAGGAAGAAGGAUAAACAGAAGAUUAAGAAGAAGAAAGAGAGCGAUCUCCCGUCCGCCAUCCUGCAGACCAGCGGAGUGGCCGAGUUCACCAAGAAACGCUCCAAACUGGUCUUACCUGCACCACAGAUCAGUGAUGCUGAGUUAGAGGAAGUGGUCAAAAUGGGCGUGGCCAGCGAGGUCGCUCGUCAAGCAGCUGAGGAGAGUGAAGGUGGUAACUUGGCCUCUUCAACCCUGCUGUCUGAGUACAGCGUCACCAACAACAUGACAACAGGACUGAGGACUCCACGCACUCCUGCUGCCCAGGACAGGAUACUGCAGGAAGCACAGAACCUGAUGGCUCUGACCAACAUCGACACGCCCCUGAAAGGAGGCCUCAACACCCCGCUGCACGAGAGCGACUUCAGUGGAGUGACUCCUCAGCGGCAGCAGAUUCAGACUCCCAACACUGUUCUCAGUACACCGUUCAGAAGUCCUGGACCAGGUCAGGCCUCAGAUGGGAUGACACCUCUAGCAGGCGGAAUGACCCCUCGUGGUACUCCAGGGUUGACCCCUGGGCGCACGCCACUGAGGGACAAACUGAACAUUAACACAGAAGACCAGCUGGCUGACCCUGCGUAUGCCAAACAUGUGCAAAAGGAAAGCCUGCAGCAGCUGAGACAAGGCCUAAUGUCACUUCCUGUCCCUAAGAACGACUUUGAGAUUGUUCUUCCUGAAAACGCAGAGAAAGAACUGGAAGAGACGGAGAUGGAGAGUGGAUUCAUAGAGGACUCUGCAGACAUAGAGGCACGCAAACAGACUCAACGGGAUACAGAAAGGGAGAAGGAGCUGAAACUUCGACACACAGCUGUUCAGAGGAAUCUUCCCAGACCUACUGAGGUAAAUGAGUCAGUGCUGCGCCCUGCCUCCAUGGAGCCGCUCACUGACCUCCAAAUAGCUGAGGAGCUCAUCAAACAGGAAAUGAUCACUAUGUUGCAUCACGACUGCAUGCACCAUCCCUCAGCUAACGCAACCAAUCAGCUGCAGCGCCUCAAAACUAAAGGUCCCACGUCUACGUCCAACAACGCCUCACACAUCUCUUACCUGGAAACGCACCCCUACAAGCCAGUCAGCACGGAGGAGAUGCACCAGGCGAAGACAAUACUGACAGCAGAAAUGGAGGUGGUUAAGGUGGGAAUGGGCCAUGGAGAUCUCAGCAUGGAGGCCUACACCCAGGUGUGGGAGGAAUGCUACGGACAGGUGCUGUAUCUAGCGGGUCAGAACAGGUACACACGAGCUAAUCUGGCAUCAAAGAAGGAUCGAAUCGAAAGUCUGGAGAAGAAACUAGAGCUGAACCGUGGCCACAUGACAGCAGAGGCCCGGAGAGCAGCUAAACUGGAGAAGAAACUUAAAAUUCUGCUGGGAGGUUUCCAGUCCAGAGCGCUGGGGCUCCUGAAGCAACACAAUGAACUCUGGGAACAGGUGGAGCAAGCAGCCACUGAGCUGCAGACUUUCAAUCAGCUGAAGCAACAGGAGGACAUGGCCAUUCCCAGGAGACAAGCGGCUCUGCGGGAGGAUGUGGACAGGCAGAUGGAGAGGGAGAAGGAACUUCAGCAGAGAUAUGGAGAGCUGAUGAUGGAGAGGGAGUCUCUGCUCAGCAGUACUCAGAAAUUUUAAGCAACACAUUCAUUCUGAAACAAAUCAGAGAAACUCUGAUAUCCAGCUGACAGCUGCAACGUUUACUGCCCAGUAACCUUCCAGAUAGAUCGUAUUGAUCGAUGUUUUUUUUUUCCCGAUCAUUACUUCUAACUUCUACGAUGCUCUGCCUCUAUGUGCUGAUGUUGCUGUGAAUGCCACAAGCUGUGUUUUGAGCCUGCUUAAUAGACCUUGUUUCUGUACUAUUGACCAAUAAAAUUUUCCAUCAAUGACAA
Messenger RNA from Girardinichthys multiradiatus, 2854 nucleotides. It is a transcript of the gene cdc5l, whose product is annotated as CDC5 cell division cycle 5-like (S. pombe). The transcript is spliced from 19 exons. The record is from RefSeq and is a predicted model, not a curated record. Gene Ontology annotation, biological process: regulation of transcription by RNA polymerase II; mRNA splicing, via spliceosome. Lineage: Eukaryota; Metazoa; Chordata; Actinopteri; Cyprinodontiformes; Goodeidae. Gene Ontology annotation, molecular function: DNA-binding transcription factor activity, RNA polymerase II-specific; RNA polymerase II transcription regulatory region sequence-specific DNA binding. The coding region runs from base 171 to 2600 and encodes 809 amino acids. Gene Ontology annotation, cellular component: spliceosomal complex; Prp19 complex.